AUGGCUUCCAAACAGCAGGUCCACAGUUUGACCGAGGAAGCAAUUUGUCCCAUUUGUCUGGAUUUCUUCACCGAUCCGGUUAUACUGGAUUGUGGACACAAUUUCUGCCGCUUCUGUGUCAACCAGAGUUGGGGAAAGAAGGAGAUAAACUCCUGCCCGGAAUGUGGACAAGAGUUUCCGGUAAGACAAAAGGUGAAUUGGGCUUUCGAGAACCUGACGGAGAAAAUUCGAAAAGUAAGCCUGAAUCCACAAGAGAAGGAAAGUAAACGUCUCUGUGAGAAACAUCAGGAAGAACUGAAGCUGUUUUGUGAAACUGACAAGAAAUUGAUCUGUCUGAUUUGUAGAAAUUCCCGGGAACACAAAUCUCACAAUUUCAUGCCGAUUAAAGAAGCUGUUGGAAUCCACAAGGAGGAACUGCGAAGCUUACUGAAGCCAGGCCAGGACAAGAAGAAAGAAUGUGAUGCUGUAAAAAAUGACUAUAAAAGAACAUUAAACCACAUUCAGGACCAAGGUGUAAAGACAGAGAAACAGAUUAAAGCUGAAUUUGAAAAACUUUACCAGUUUUUCCAUGAGGAAGAGAGGAUUGUGUUGGAAGAUCUGAAACUGGAGAAAGAGGAAAAGAGUCAGGAGAUGAAGGAGAGAAUUGAGAAGAUAACGGAGGAAAUCUCAUCACUUUCAGCCAGUGUUCAGCAUAUUGAACAAGAGCUGAGGGAACAGGACAGUACCAAGUUCCUACGGAAAAUUCUGGAAUCUAAGGAAAGAGUGAAGCAAACUCUCCCAGGACCACAGAAGGCUUAUCCUUUAAUAAAUGUGGGCAAGUACAUUGGAUCCCUGCAGUACAGAGUGUGGAAGAAAAUACUGACAGUGAUUAAUACAGUUCCAAUCACCUUGGACCCUAAUACAGCCCAUCCUGACCUUCUCCCGUCUGAGGAUCUGAGCACCGUGAGUUGUAAUGGGAAACAGCAGCAGCUUCCCAGAAAUCCAGAGAGAUUUGUUCGUUGUGUCCAUGUCCUGGUAUCGGAGGGAUUCACAUCAGGCAAACAUUCCUGGGAGGUGGAGGUGGGGAACCAGACAGAGUGGACAGUGGGUGUAGUCAAUGAGUCCAUCAACAGGAAGGAGAUGUUCAGCUUAAUUCCAGGAAAUGGAUGCUGGUCAGUGAAGCUGAAAGAUGGUAAUAAGAACAGGGCUGGUGACACAUCAUCAAAAUGCUCAGAGCCUGGUGUUAACGUGAAAAAGAUUCAAGUCUGUCUGGAUUAUGAGAGAGGAAAGGUGUCCUUUUAUAACUCAGAGAACAAGACCCACAUUUAUACUUUCACUGGGACAUUCACUAAGAAACUCUAUCCCUUCUUCAGUUCUUCACUCGCUGAUGGGGGUAAAAACACAGACUCCUUGAAGAUCUGUCCCCGGACAGUUGCAAUCCAGGAAGGUGAGGGUUUUGUCCCUAUUUUGAAACAAAACAGUUGCAAAGAAGUCCUAAAAAUAUCAAAACAUCACUGAUAAAUACCCAGAAAGUCUAGGAAAAUCUUUUGUAACUUCCAAAGAGGAAUUGGGUAAGUGCUUGAAGAUGAACCAUUUCCAGGGCAAUAGGAGAAAGGAAGUGGGACCAAUUGGAUA
Rhincodon typus (whale shark) is the source of this 1614-nucleotide messenger RNA. RefSeq names its product zinc-binding protein A33-like. Gene Ontology annotation, molecular function: zinc ion binding; protein binding. Bases 1 to 1497 code for a protein of 498 amino acids. The transcript has 6 exons. The record is from RefSeq and is a predicted model, not a curated record. Lineage: Eukaryota; Metazoa; Chordata; Chondrichthyes; Orectolobiformes; Rhincodontidae.